AUGAACAUUCCACCUGGACAAUGGCGUCUCGAUGUGAUGAUUAUGGCUCUUUAUCAAAUGGCUCUUUUCUUCUCGGCUCAAUUGGUUUUUGUCAUUUUUCUUGAACAACUUUCAGAGCGUCACUGUUACAAACUGGAGAGCAAAUGUCUGGAGGAUUAUGAUCGUAACAAACCGAAUAUCUGUCUGGUACCGAAUGGAUCGAAAUCUCAAUUUGAUGAAUGUGUAGAAAAUAACAAGUAUCUGUACUUCAAGUCAGCUCAAUAUGAUUAUCAACAAGAUUGCACUUCUUUGACACACUACUCCGCCUCUACCAACAUGUAUCUCGGCGUGUUGUUCGCUAAUCUUGUACUUGGAAUUCUUGCUGAUAAACUUGGAAGACGUCCAAUUUAUUUCGCAUCGAUCGCUAUUGGAGUUGUCUCUCUCGUCCUGUCUGCUGCCAUUCCAUCACUCACUGCCUUUUAUAUCUUCCGUUUUACAACUGGAGUUGGAGUUGCUGGAGCUCAAAUCGUUGGAUGGUCUUAUGGGUCUGAGAUGAUUUCAGCGAAGAGAAGAUUCCAAUUGAGAACAUUUUCGAAUUGGGCGAAUGCCAGAAUUCUAGUCGUCUUUGUUGCAUUCAUCACUCGUGAAUGGCACACGGCUUCGUAUCUUUGUGCUGCAAUAUCUGCUCUCAUCUUCCCGAUUCUUUGGAAACUUCCAGAAUCUCCAGUCUUUUUGGAGCAAAAGCAUAAAGUAGAAGAAGCGAAUGAAGCAAGAGAACAGAUUGCAGAUUUGUGUGGAUUGGAAUAUGAACAGAAAGAAGCAGCGACAAUCAAUAAUUUGAAGAAGAUCACAUUUAUGGAUAUGUGGAGGAAUAAGAGAUUGCGAAAGAACUUUUUGGUUUUAUGUUUCAUGUGGUUUUACGUUGGGAUGGCCACUUACAUCACGGAUCUGAAUGGCGCUGAUAUGUCGAAGAACUUAUAUGUUGGACAAUUUCUAUCCGGAUUACUUCUUACUAUUUCAAAAAUUAUUUUCGGGUUUGCGGAGCCUCGAUUUGAGUGGUUGGGUCGAAGGACGGUGUUUCUUUUCUCCCAAGGAGUUGCUAUUCUUGCGUACAUUUUGAUUCUCAUUGCUUUGUUUACGGAUAACAAGGAAACGACGUGGUACCUGAUUGUCUAUCUCUGUGCUUACUCAUUCCAAGCGCUUUCAACAGAGACUUGUUAUCUGUCGGUAGCGGAGUUGAUACCCACUGAUGUCCGAGUUACUGUAGCAGCAAUUGCGAAUAUAUGUUUGAGAUUGGGAACUAUUGUGGCAUCGUUGACGAAACCAUUGAAAUUCUCGUUUGAACCUGGACUCUUUCUGAUCAAUCUGGUGGUUUGUUCAGUUGGAAUCACUGUUGUCUAUCUCUAUUUGGAAGAAUCUCGAAAUGCGAAUCUUCAAGAUGUUGGACAAGACGAAGUGUCAGAUUCUAGUGAUAGUCAGGCGAUGUUAGAAGAAGAAACAUCGAAGGUUUCAUCUGGAGACACGACGGCUACCGAGAUCACUUCUGGAGAGACUGCGGAGGCAGAAGCAACUACUGGAACAUCUGAAGCAGAGGUCGAAUCAGGAGAAGGAACAAAGAGUAAAGUAGCAUGA
Caenorhabditis remanei is the source of this 1611-nucleotide messenger RNA. RefSeq lists its product as uncharacterized. The record is from RefSeq and is a predicted model, not a curated record. Gene Ontology annotation, biological process: transmembrane transport. Bases 1 to 1611 code for a protein of 536 amino acids. Gene Ontology annotation, molecular function: transmembrane transporter activity. The transcript is spliced from 6 exons. Gene Ontology annotation, cellular component: membrane. Lineage: Eukaryota; Metazoa; Nematoda; Chromadorea; Rhabditida; Rhabditidae.